GUGCCACAUCUUCCACUAAACGAUAAAGCCGCUACACAGGGGACUGGAGGAAGAAUCGACACAUAAGAAACAAAAAUAACAUUUAGCCUGUUAAAAUAAUCUUGUUUCUGUCUGAAAGUGACACACCGUAGUUACAGCGACUCGAGCAUCUUUAAUUACUCCCGUGUUGGUUUUUUGUUAAGAGUUUUAUCAGUAGGAGGUUCGCUACUUAAAGUUGGCGUGAGGUGUGAAAGUGGGCUUAACCGAAGAGGACUUUUCGACUCCUUUAUUAGGAGCAGAGGAGGCAGAGCAUAGGACACGAGGAGAGUAGAAGCACAGAGGAGAAGUGUGAGGAGAAGGUCCACACACCAGCUACCCGCCUGCCGUCCUGAGAGCGCUGAGUCAUGGGGAAACAGAACAGCAAGCUGCGGCCCGAGGUCCUGAACGACCUCCGGGAAAACACAGAGUUCACGGAUCACGAGCUGCAGGAGUGGUACCGCGGCUUCCUCAAGGACUGUCCCACCGGACACCUGACCGUGGAGGAGUUCAAGAAGAUCUAUGCCAACUUUUUCCCCUACGGAGACGCUUCGAAGUUCGCCGAGCACGUCUUCCGCACGUUCGACACCAACGGGGACGCCACCAUCGACUUCAGGGAGUUCAUCAUCGCCCUGAGCGUCACGUCUCGCGGCGGGCUGGAGCAGAAGCUGCGCUGGGCCUUCAGCAUGUACGACCUGGACGGGAACGGAUACAUCAGCCGGGCCGAGAUGCUGGAGAUAGUUCAGGCAAUUUACAAAAUGGUCUCAUCAGUGAUGAAGAUGCCUGAGGAUGAAUCGACCCCGGAGAAAAGGACGGACAAGAUCUUCAGACAGAUGGACAUUGACAAUGAUGGUAGACUGUCGUUGGAGGAGUUCAUUAAAGGUGCCAAGAGCGACCCGUCUAUUGUCAGACUGCUGCAGUCGGAUCAGGGAGCCUCUCGUCAGUUCUGAGGAGGAAAGAGACAAUAACACACACACACACUGAAACACAAUCCGACCCCCUCACCAGACAAUCCUUUCCUUUUUCAAACACUCCUAGUCUUAUUGUUUACAUGAAUGAAUAUUUCUCUUGUCAAUGUGGCCCCCUCUCUGUGGACUGACGUGCUUCAGUAGAGGUAUUUUUCUAUAUCGCUUUUUCCAAAGCUCCCUUGCCUUGAAAUGGCUUUUACCUGUUCUCCUUAAGUGAAGUGCCAUAUCAUAUAUUUAUACUGACUGGAGAAAAUGCUUGCAAGUAUUAUCAAUCCCAUUAUGUUACACCUAGAGGAAACUAAUUAUCACUUCAACUUUACCUGUGUUGAUAAACGGCUCGUUGUUGUUCAGGAUGUCACGUUGCUCUUCUGGACAACUUCUACAUUUGGUAUUGCAUGCGCUCUGUGAUGAGAUUUCUGAUUUUGUAACAGUUUACGUAAAUAAGGAGGCUGUGAUUGUUUUUAUCUGUUUUUAUUUUUGUAACAAAAAUGUUGUUUUCACACAAUGAAAUAAAGUCGUGUAAGAAAAUCUA
This is a messenger RNA of Notothenia coriiceps (black rockcod), 1515 nucleotides long. RefSeq names its product hippocalcin-like 1 (gene hpcal1). The record is from RefSeq and is a predicted model, not a curated record. Gene Ontology annotation, molecular function: calcium ion binding. Lineage: Eukaryota; Metazoa; Chordata; Actinopteri; Perciformes; Nototheniidae. Bases 384 to 965 code for a protein of 193 amino acids. The transcript has 4 exons.